Molecule: messenger RNA, 2550 nt
Organism: Dictyostelium purpureum
Lineage: Eukaryota; Evosea; Eumycetozoa; Dictyosteliales; Dictyosteliaceae
Exons: 3
Coding region: 1-2550 (849 amino acids)
Source: RefSeq, a predicted model, not a curated record
AUGUUUAAAGAAAAAAAUAAAAUAAUAGUUUUGGUGUUAUUGAUUCAUUUGUCAAUUUGCUUUGGUUAUAAUGUUCAUUCUACAUAUAGAAAAGUAGUUGUUGACUUUCUUGGAUUAUAUGAUCCUGUUCCACUAAAUGUUACCAUUUAUAAAGAUCCACUUCUUAAAAUUCCAUAUUUAUUUUUUAAUUAUACUUUGUCUAAAUUCCCCGAUCCCGAGUUUUUCAAUUAUGUUUUUGACAGAGUUACUUUAGAAGCAACUAUGGAUAGUAAAAAAUAUUAUGGGUCCGCAGCAACUGCUUGUGUAAUUAAUAGUGAAAAAAAUAAAACCAUAUGUGGGUUUAGAGAUUACGAUGUGGCAAAAUGUUUAUUUUCUCCAUACAAUGUAACUUUUUUAAAUAAACCUCCAACAAAAGGUGGCGUUGUAAAUGUAACUGGAGAGUUCAUGAGAUUCGGAGCUGGUGAUCUAAAAAAAGCAUUUUUUAGAUCACAUGAUUUUUAUCAAAAUGUAACUGUUGCCGGUGAAUAUGAUGACCCAAACUAUAAUCCAAACUUUCUAUCAAUUACUUUUCCACCUGGUUAUGGUAAAUUUCAAAUUUGUUUAGAUUACUAUCAAGAUUAUUGCUAUGAUUUGUCAUUUCAAAGUCCAUCGAUUUCAUCAGUAUAUUAUAAUACCACAAAUCAUCAUCUAACUAUUAAAGGUGAUAAUUUUUAUAAUACCACUCAAGGACGUAUAACACCAACCGUAAUUUUUGUAUAUAUUAAUGGUUCACCUUUAAAAGAAACCUCAUAUUCCACAAAUGCUACAAAGUAUAAUGAAGGUAUUGUUGAAAUUACUGGUACACAACUUUUAUCACCAUUAGACCAGAAUAAUCUUAAAAUUACAAUUUUUGGCAAACUAUGUAACAUCAUUCCACCUAGCAAUUUAACCUAUAUUAAAUGUAUAUUACCAAAAGGAGAUGAAAAUAAUCAAAAUACAAUUCAAGUGUGUGUAAACAAUAUAUGCAGUAUAAAUAACCUAAUUUAUGAAUAUUCAAAACCUGUUAUUUCAAGUGUCACACAAAAUGGUUAUAUCUUUACAAUAGAAGGUAAAUACCAUGGUAGUUAUAAUGAUAAUUCUACACAAGUUAUUGUAACAUAUGAUAGUAAUAUAAAACAAAUAAUAUUACCAUUAUCCAUACAAACUGAUGAAACUGAAUCGGUAUUCAAGAUUCCAUUCUUUUGUGGAAGUGCAAUUGUUCAAUUAGUUGUAAAUGGUUUAAAAUCAAAUGAAUAUACUAUUAAUGCAAAUUCAAAUGUUGAAAUUAUAUCACCGCCAUCUACAGAUUCUAAAACACCAUUAAUAGUUUUACUUUCAUAUUAUGAUUGUAAAUAUUAUAAAAGUAAUACUUUUAAUCCAAUAUUCAAUAUUCAAAAUUCAAAAUCAAUUGGAACUAAAGUAAAUAACACAUACUCUUUUAAUGUUAUACCUGGUACUGGUACAAAACAAGCAACUAUAACAUUUGCAAACAAAAAUGUUACAAUAGAGUACUCAUAUGCAAAACCAAACGUUUUAAAGCAUAAUAUCGAAUAUAAUGAUCCAAUAAAUACUGUUAUACUUUAUGGUGUUAAUUUUGGUACAAAUUCAUCAUUGUGCAAUAUUACAUAUAAUGGUAUAGAAAAAGAGUGUCAAGUAAUAGACCAUUACCAAAUUAAAUUUAAAGUAGAAUCAAUUGAAAUAUCUUCAAACAUAUCGAUUACAAUUGAUGGUAUUAUAUCAGAUAGUUAUAUAAUGGAGCUUGUCAAAUGUAAACUUAUUAAUGAACAAUUGUAUCCUACAUCAUUUGGUUGUUUAGAAUCAGAACCAGUUGUUAAUUACUAUUGUGAUGGUUUAAAAACAUAUUCAUCUAAAACUGAUCCAAACAAGUUAUUAAGUGCAACUUUUAACGAUGAAGCUACUAUGAUUGAUUUCCAAGGCAAUAACAUAUCAGUUCAUAUUAAAGAAGGUGUAUCAUCAUCCAUACUAAAGCUCUUUUUAAAUGGUAUCUUUUCAAAAUCAAAUCAAAUUAAUAGAAAAGAAAGUAUUGUUUACAACUCUAAAAUACAAUAUAAUGAACAACAAAAUUUAAUUAAUAUUGAUAUAAAUGGAUUUAACUUUGGAGAACCAUACGAUAUUGGUUUGCCUACAGUUUAUAAUACAAAUUUUGCAACUAAAAACUGUUCAAUUUUAUACCAUGGUACAAAGUAUAACAAAAACUGUACAAUCGAUAUAAUUACAUGUCAAUUAACUCUACCACAUAACUUUAACAAAGAUCUUAUAUUAGAAGAUAAAGAAAGUAGUAAUACAACUCUUACGAUUCCAUUUACACUUAAAUUAGGUAAUAAUACAAUCUAUUCUUCAUUUAAUAAUAUCGAAUAUUUAGCAGCCAAAGAAAAUAACAAAAAAACAAAAACUAUUGCAUUAGCAACUACAUUAUCAAUUGGAUUAACUUUACUUUUUGCUGGAAGUGUAUAUGGUGUUUGGAGACACCAUCAAAACAAAAUUGAAAAUACAAAAAAAGAUAAAAAAUAA